AUGGGGAGCGGAGAACAAAGAGGACGAUGGAAAUAUUGGUGGAUUACUUUGCGUUUCUCUUUGCUGCUGUGUUUUGGGGAACACGUUUCAGCUCAGAUAAAGUACUCUGUUCCGGAAGAAGUGAAAGACGGAUUCCUUGUGGGAAAUAUUGCGAAGGAUCUGGGGCUUGAUGUGGGUACUUUGAUGGAAAGACGGUUCCGUAUAGUCUCUGGAACCAAGGACGCUCUUUUCGAGGUAAAUCAGACUACUGGGUUCUUGUAUGUUCGUAAGAGAAUUGACAGAGAGGAGCUGUGUGACGGGAAUGCCGCCUGUAUGAUUAACUUAAAACUUGCUGUAGAAAAUCCAUUAGAAAUCCAUCACAUUUCAGUAGACAUAACGGACGUAAAUGACAACACGCCGAGUUUUUCUGAGGGGUAUCAGCAUUUUGAGAUAGCUGAACAUACUUCUGUUGGAACGGCCUUUCAAAUGCAUGCUGCACGCGACCCGGACUCGUCACAGAAUUCUGUGCGCUUGUAUAAAUUAAGUCAGAAUGAUUAUUUUGAAAUCGAGACUCGAGACAGCGACGAGGACAAAAUACCUUUUUUAGUUUUGAAGAAACUGCUAGACCGUGAAUUUAAAGCUAAGCAUAAUCUAAUUUUAACAGCUACAGAUGGCGGAAAUCCGUCAAGAUCAGGCACCCUCAAUGUGAGCAUUGUUGUGCUCGAUUCAAACGAUAACCGUCCAGUUUUCAGUCAAGACACAUAUACAGUCACUUUACAAGAGAAUGUUCCAGUCGGCACAGUGGUCAUUAAAGUAAGUGCUACGGAUGCAGACGAAGGCACUAAUAGUAAUAUAGAAUACACUCUAGGCAAAACUUUAAAACUUAAGGUAUACGACGUAUUUCAGCUGGAUGGUAUCACAGGCGAAAUUACAGUCAGGGCGCCUGUAGACUUCGAGGACACAGAGGUCUACAAACUAGAUGUGCAGGCCUCAGACAAAGGACAGCCUCCACUGACCGGUGAGAGUAGAGUAAUCAUCAAGAUUAGAGAUGUAAAUGAUAAUAAACCAGAAAUCGAAGUUACAUCUCUUACUAAUGUUGUCUCUGAGGACUCAAAGCCGGGUGCAGUAAUUUCUCUAAUUAGUAUAUCAGAUAAGGACUCUGGUGAUAACGGAAAAGUCUUGUGUAGCCUAACAGACGGUGUGCCAUUUGAGUUAAAAUCAUCUUUCCAUGAUAAUAUGUAUUCACUAGUAGUUAAAGGUCAACUGGACCGAGAACUCCAGUCAAACUAUGACAUCACAAUAACAGCCACAGACUUGGGUCAGCCUCCUCUGUCCACAUUUAAAACACUGAACGUGCAGGUGUCAGACAUUAAUGAUAACAGUCCAGAAUUCACUGAAAAUCCACUUGAGUUUUACCUUGUUGAAAAUAAUCCGCCUGGUGCAUUAAUAUUCUCAGUUAGCGCUUCUGACAAGGACAUAAAUGAAAAUGCUGUGGUUUCAUACCAUGUUGUUAGAGGAGACGGGACACAAAAUGACAUGACAUCUUUCCUCAAUAUAAACUCUGAGAACGGAAAUGUUCGUGCACUAAAGAGCUUUGAUUUUGAGAAAGUUAAAAAUUUUCAGUUCCAUGUGGUCGCCACAGAUGGUGGUGUUCCACCUCUAAGCAGUAAUGUAACUGUGAAAGUGUUUAUUCUGGAUGAGAAUGACAAUGCUCCAGUCAUCUUGUCUCCAAUCAACACCAAUGGCUCUGCUGAAGGUGUGGAGGAGAUUCCCCGAAAUGUGAACGCAGGCCAUUUGGUGACUAAAGUCAGAGCAUAUGACGCUGAUAUAGGAUACAACGGCUGGUUGUUAUUCUCACUGCAGGAAGUUACUGACCACAGUCUCUUUGGUCUGGACCGCUAUACAGGACAGAUAAGAACCCUUCGCUCAUUCACCGAAACUGACGAAGCAGAGCAUAAACUAAUCAUACUGGUUAAAGACAACGGGAACAUUUCACUUUCAGCAACAGUGACUGUGAUUAUCAAGGCUGUGGAGCCAAAAGAGGCUUUUGCGGCUUCUGAUGUUAAACACGUGGUAAAAAACGAGGAGGAAAACAGCCUGACAUUUUAUUUGAUGAUUACCUUGGGCUCAGUUUCAGUGCUUUUUCUGAUCAGUAUCAUCGUCUUGAUCGUAAUGCAGUGUUCCAAAUCUACAGACUAUUCCUCCAAGUACUUACAAGAUACAAAUUACGACGGGACACUGUGUCACAGCAUCCAGUACAGAUCGGGAGACAAACGUUAUAUGUUAGUUGGGCCCAGAAUGAGUAUCGGUUCCACUAUAGUACCAGGCAGCAAUGGGAAUACUCUAGUUGUUCCAAACAAAAGGAGCUGGGAUUCUGGAGAGGUAAGAUGUGACUACAUUUCUCCUUUCCUUUCACAGAAAUCUUAUGAAUAA
Molecule: messenger RNA, 2412 nt
Organism: Chanos chanos (milkfish)
Lineage: Eukaryota; Metazoa; Chordata; Actinopteri; Gonorynchiformes; Chanidae
Product: protocadherin alpha-7-like
Exons: 1
Coding region: 1-2412 (803 amino acids)
Biological process (GO): homophilic cell-cell adhesion
Cellular component (GO): plasma membrane
Molecular function (GO): calcium ion binding
Source: RefSeq, a predicted model, not a curated record